CCUGAAGGCGUCACUGUUCCACCCCUGCUGGGCUGGCACAAAGCUAAUUUUACAACAGCAUACCGACACACACACAAACACACACGCGCGCGCUCACACGCUGUAAUUACCUGCCAAUCUGAUCGGACCAGCUCCAUCUGCAAGUCAAAAGCGGAGGUGUGAAGACACUGAACUUCCAUUGCUGUCGUAAUACUGUUUUCCGAUAGCAAACAUCAGCAACGUUAGCAAAGCUAAGCUAACAGGAAGGGCUAACGGUAGUUGGCUGAAACUCCUGCUUUGUGUAAAACCUUCUUCCUCAGACUGCUGGAUUUGACACAUCCAGCUAUGUGAGCUGUUCUAAUGUGUGGAUUUUUAAAUCCAUACACUGCCUGGUUGAGACAGCUUUUCAGCUGUUCUAGAGAACUACUUGAUCACUGUGAUAUAAAAACCCAACAGACCUGCAGCUGAUUUAGCUGAACAGGUGUAUGUUGUCUGGGAUUGAAGCCUAACUCCCCACAGCAGCUUCCAUUCCUUUUUAUUAUGCCUCUGGGAUUAGGAAGAAGAAAGAAGGCCUCUCCAUUAGUUGAGAAUGAGGAAGCAGAGCCCAUCCGUGCAGGCCUCAAUGUGGCAGGUAUGGAAGGCCUGGAUGGAGCAGUAGUUGGACUCGGGGAAGGUGCUGCCUCUGAAGGUCUUCCUCCCCCACCUAACAGCAUGCGACCUCGGCUCAUCUUCCACACUCAGCUUGCACAUGGCAGCCCCACGGGCCGCAUAGAGGGUUUUAGUAACGUGCGAGAGCUUUAUGCCAAGAUUGGAGAGGCUUUUGGGAUACCACCAUCAGAGGUUAUGUUUUGCACACUAAACACUCACAAAGUGGACAUGGAUAAACUCUUAGGAGGUCAGAUUGGCCUGGAGGACUUUAUUUUUGCCCACAUUAAAGGCCAGAAGAAGGAAAUAGAAAUAUUCAAAGGAGAAGAUGCUCUAGGGUUGACAAUCACUGAUAAUGGAGCUGGCUAUGCUUUCAUCAAGAGGAUUCGCGAGGGGAGCAUCAUCCAUCAAAUCCAGGUCAUCAACGUGGGUGACAUGAUCGAGUCGAUCAAUGGCCAUCGUCUUAUAGGCUGUCGACACUAUGAAGUUGCCAAAAUGCUGAAGGAACUUCCCAAAGGAAAGGAGUUUACCAUCAAGCUGGUGGAGCCUCUCAAAGCCUUCGAUAUGAUUAGCCAGAGGUCUGGAGGUUCCAGGUCUGCAUCAGGGGUUCAGCUGGGGACUGGCAGAGGAACCCUUCGUCUGCGCUCUAAAGGUCCUGCCACAGUCGAGGAACUGCCUUCAGCAUUUGAGGAAAAGGCCAUUGAGAAGGUGGAUGACCUGCUGGAGAGCUAUAUGGGAAUAAGAGACAGCGAGCUUGCGGCCACCAUGGUGGAAUUGGGAAAAGACAAAAAGAACCCAGAUGAGUUUGCUGAAGCUUUAGAUGAAACCCUGGGAGACUUUGCCUUCCCAGAUGAGUUUGUUUUCGACGUCUGGGGCGCCAUCGGAGAUGCUAAAGUUGGGCGGGUGUAACCACAGAAGCUAAUGGGGCAGAGCGACCCCAUGUGUGUGUUACACCCACAGUGUUUAGCACUACUACAAAACAGAACACUACCAUCAUGAGUUUGUUUUUAUUCCAGUGUACACUCCUUCUAUUUUUGUGUAUUUCUACCCUUUUGGGAGACCGAGUGGAUGUUCCAGUUCCACGGAGAGGAAGGUGACUUCCAAAGUGCUUUUAUUUGUCUUCCAGCUAUUUUCCAGAAAUGUCAAGCACGCUGAUGAGCUUUUCCUUCGACUGCAUCACAUCAACCUGCAUGUUGUUGUUGUUGCUGGCAGCGGAACAAGUACACUACAAACUAUUUGAAAUGGGAGAAAUGAACCAUGACAAGAUCCUUGACAUUAAACAAAAGAAGUCUUAUUUUUUUUUUUACCCCCCCCCCACACAUUGCACUGUUGAACUGCACUGUAAACCAUCAACAGAGGUGAACAUAGAUUGCACUGUAUCUCUCCUGGCUGGUGAGUUUUUGCACAGUAGUAGGCCUCCCUGAAGUACAGUGUCAUCGUGAACCACUUGAUGUUACUGUUAUGGAUCAGUUUAACAAGCAUGUGCUGUUAUGUUUUUAUUACUACAUAACGAAUUCUGCUGGUUUUAUGUUCUUUUUCUUAGUUUAUUUUUAAGUCAAACUGAAAGCUGUUGCAGAGGGAUGAUAGUAAACUGUAGCUCUGGACUGAAAAGAUCAGUGGUUUUUCACUAUUAACACACCAUGUUGUAAUGAUGUUAUCUGUGCAGGCAGCUGCACAUUCCUGUCUUUCAUAGAUUCUACAGUGUUAAAAGAAAAUCAGUGUUAGGUUGCUGUUACUGAAAGUCAGUACAUGAGUGUAAGAAACUGAUUGGUUUCCCUGUUUGUGGACUGCAUUGACUUUUUUUUUUUUUUUUUAUAGCUAGUGUCUUUUUAUAUAAGGUGAUGUGAUGUCUAUUUUAAAAUACGAUUUGUGUAACAGAUGAAAAAUAUCCAUCCGGUGUUGCAACUUUAUAACGGAGCAGUAUUAAAGAAGAAAAUGUAAUGUAUUGGAGUAGUUGUGUUUAAAAAAACAAAACAAAAUGCCUUCAUUUUUAUUUUUUUUUUUGUUGUUUCUGUAUGUUUUGUUGGUCUGAUGUGUGGUGUUGAGGACUUGGAGCAGACAGAAAUAGUAACUUCCUUUGUGCUUCAGUCACUUGUGGUUGUGGGAAAUAAAUCAGCAGGUAAUGUUGCACCAAUUAUUCAGUUCAGGUAAACACAUGUCUUUAAAAAAAAAGUUAUGGUGUUAACCUUUUCAGUAUAACCAAAUGUAUGAAUCUAUUUUGUAGUUUUGUUUCAUUCCUCAGAGUUAAUGAAUAUCUAUAUGGGUGAUGUAACGAAACUGAUGCUCAAACACUGUAACAUGGAGAAGACGUUAUUUUGGCUUUGUAUUACACUGAUGUCCAUGUCCAAAUAUAUUGCAAUAAUAACA
This is a messenger RNA of Melanotaenia boesemani (Boeseman's rainbowfish), 2991 nucleotides long. It is a transcript of the gene gipc1, whose product is annotated as GIPC PDZ domain containing family, member 1. The coding region runs from base 520 to 1533 and encodes 337 amino acids. The record is from RefSeq and is a predicted model, not a curated record. NCBI's taxonomy places the organism in Eukaryota, Metazoa, Chordata, Actinopteri, Atheriniformes, Melanotaeniidae. The transcript is spliced from 7 exons. Gene Ontology annotation, molecular function: protein binding.